Ostrea edulis (European flat oyster) is the source of this 9611-nucleotide messenger RNA. RefSeq names its product inositol 1,4,5-trisphosphate receptor type 1-like. NCBI's taxonomy places the organism in Eukaryota, Metazoa, Mollusca, Bivalvia, Ostreida, Ostreidae. The transcript is spliced from 62 exons. Gene Ontology annotation, molecular function: inositol 1,4,5 trisphosphate binding; inositol 1,4,5-trisphosphate-gated calcium channel activity. The record is from RefSeq and is a predicted model, not a curated record. Bases 272 to 8437 code for a protein of 2721 amino acids. Gene Ontology annotation, biological process: calcium ion transmembrane transport. Gene Ontology annotation, cellular component: membrane; endoplasmic reticulum.
AGUUUUAUUAACACAAGGAGGCGCUGUUGGUUUUGCGGAAGAGAUUUUGGCGAACGUGUUUUUAGUGAUGUUUUGAAAAUAAAGCGCUUUGGAAUUCUUUACAGAUAAAACAGGAAUAUCGCAGCUGUCAAGUCUUUGAGAAUUGUUGAAUUAUACAGUGAACGUCGUGUCAAGUGUAGCAAUUCCCAAUGCAGCGAUCUGUUCGUGUGUAAAAAUGUCAGAUCGCGCGAAGCAGACGUUUUAGGCAUUUGUGACAGCCAUCAGUAAAGUGAUGUCGGCGACAGUCCUCCACUUUGGGGACAUCGUUUCUCUGUAUGCAGAGGGUGGUGUCAGCGGGUUUAUAUCGACUUUAGGACUGGUUGAUGACAGAUGUGUGGUGCAGCCAGAAGCUGGUGACCUCAAUAAUCCUCCAAAGAAAUUCAGAGACUGUCUGUUUAAGAUUAGUCCUAACAACAGAUACUCGGCACAGAAGCAGUUUUGGCAGGCACAGCGAUCCGGGACCAACUCCACCACCACAUGUUCUGAUACCGUACUGCUCAAAAAACUCCAUAGUGCUGCAGAAUUGGAGAAGAAACAGAAUGAGACAGAGUACAAAAAACAGCUGGGAAACACAGUGCAGUAUGGGAAUGUUAUUCAGUUGCUGCAUCUUAAGAGUAACAAAUACCUGACAGUGAACAAGAGGCUCCCUGCUCUGUUGGAGAAGAAUGCUAUGAGGGUGACGCUGGAUGUGCAGGGAAACGAGGGCUCUUGGUUCUAUAUAGAACCCUUCUACAAACUGAGGCAGUCGGGGGAUGCUGUGGUUGUAGGUGACAAGGUGGUUCUGAAGCCGGUUAAUGCUGCCCAGCCCCUGCACGCCAGUAACUAUGAACUCCCUGACAAGCAGGGCUGUAAGGAGGUGAACUCAGUAAACUGCUCCACCUGCUGGAAGAUGACCCUGUUUAUGGAUUUCAAAGAGAACAUGGAGGACGUUCUCAAAGGGGGAGAUGUAGUGAGGUUGUUUCAUGCUGAGGAGCAGAUGUUUCUGACAGGAGAUGAGUACAAGAAGCAGCAGUAUGUUUUUCUCAGGGCCACAGCAAGGACCACAGCUACCACUGCUACCAGCUCCAAGGCUCUGUGGGAAGUUGAGGUUGUGCAGCAUGACCCUUGUCGGGGAGGGGCGGGUCAGUGGAUGAGCUUAUUUAGGUUCAAACACCUGGCCACUGGACAGUACCUAGCAGCAGAGGUUGAUAAGGACCCCACCACAGACCCCAUGAGGAGUAAGCUACGUGGGGUCCCCACCAACCCUGUCUUCACCUUAGUGUCUGUCCCCCAUGGUCAUGAUGUGGCCACCAUAUUUGAACUGGAUCCUACAUCUCUCACGAGAGACACAUUUGUGCCAAGGAGUUCUUAUGUCCGUCUCCAUCAUCUGUGCACCAACACCUGGGUCCACUCAACCGGUAUAGCGAUUGACAAAGAGGAGGACAAACCGAUCAGGAAGAAGGUUGGCUGUGCUUCCAUCAAAGAAGACAGAGAGGCCUUCGCUGUCGUACCAGUUUCUCCACAAGAAGUUCGAGAUCUGGAUUUUGCUAACGAUGCCAGCAAAGUGCUGUCAGACAUUGCAAGCAAGCUGGAGAAAGCUUCCAUUACUCAGAAUGAAAAGAAGUUUGUGACCCAGUUACUAUCAGAUGUGAUUUACUUUGUGACGAUGCAGGAAUCCCAUAAUUCUACAGGUGAUCCACUCAAAGUGGAGAUGACCAAACCUAAAGAGUGUCGAGAGAGACAGAAACUGCUCCGUGAGCAAAACAUCCUUAAACAGGUGUUUCAGAUCCUGAAGGCUCCAUUCGGAGGCAAAAACCCUAUUGUAGAAAUGGAGGAGCUGGCCCACCAGAGACAUCAGCCGUUUCGUCAGAUCUGCAAAAUGUGUUAUCACAUCCUACGUUUGUCGCAACAGGACUACAGGAAAAAUCAGGAAUACAUAGCCAAACACUUUGCCUUUAUGCAGAAGCAGAUCGGUUAUGAUGUGUUAGCGGAGGAGACAAUUACCGCCUUAUUAAAUAACAACAGGAAGCUCCUGGAAGCCCACAUCACCAAACAGGAAAUAGAGACAUUUGUCAGUCUCGUCCGCAGAAAUAAAAAACCCAGGUUUUUGGAUUACCUGUAUGUGCUGUGUGUGUCUAACAAUGUGGCCAUCCCUGCUACGCAAUAUCUGAUCUGCAACUGUCUCCUUUUGGAGGAAAAUAAGGACAUCCUUAUAGAAACAAGAAUGGGUGCUAAGGGAAGGUUUGCUAAGUUGGAGAAGACCCAGAUGGAGGUUGAGAUGGAGGUAGAGACCCCAGAUGGAAUCCCAGCAUCUGAACCGAUUGUCACAAUCGAGGAGGUUGAGGAGGUAAUGCUGUACUGGGAGUGGGGGAGCGGACCUAAACAAAAGAGUAUCCGGGAACUUGCGGAGACGCAGAUUGAUCCUAAGGGGAACGAAGAUGUAGUCGAUGAAGACUCCGCUGUACUGGAGUACUACAGACACCAGUUAGAUCUAUUUUCUCACAUGUGUCUGGAUCGUCAAUACAUUGCCAUCAACCAACUCUCUAAAGAUCUGGAAAUUGAUCUGAUUCUCAGGUGUAUGUCAGAUGAGAUCCUGCCGUACGAUCUGAGAGCCUCCUUCUGCCGACUUAUGCUACACAUGCAUGUGGACCGGGAUCCCCAGGAGAUCAUCAAACCUGUGAAGUACGCCCGACUGUGGUCUGAAAUUCCUACGCAGAUCUCCAUUGAGGAUCUCAUCUCACCUCGUGUCCAUUAUAUGAGUAAAGGCAGCAUAGAUUAUGAGUCGAACAUCGGGAAGGACCCCGAGAAGGAACGCGUCAAGCCGAAGUUCGCGUCCACCAUUCUAUUUGUGGAGGACUACCUCCUAACUGUCGUGUCACAGGAUGGGGCCUUUGCUGACAGGAAACAGAACAAAUUGACCUAUGAGGUAGUGAACCUUGCCAAGCAGUUGAUCUACUUUGGGUUCUACUCGUUCAGUGACCUUCUGAGACUGACCAAGACUCUGCUGAGUAUUCUAGACACCAUACCAGAGAAGGAGAUCUCCCCAGCCACCCGUCCAGUGGUUGCUGUGGGAGAUGAACCAGAGAAGACCAUCAUUUCUGAGGUGAUUCCUGCAGCCAAAAAAGGUGAAGAUGAAGUGGAUACAAUCGUCAUGGAUACCAAAUUAAAAAUUAUUGAAAUCCUUAAGUUUAUUUUGGAUGUUCGACUGGAUUACAGAAUUACUUGUCUUCUGUCAAUAUUUAAACGAGAAUUUGAUGAGAAUAAUACGCCCAGAGACAGCGAUGGUUUGGACUUGGACAGUAUAGGACAGCAAGCUGAGGACAUCUUUGGAGGAAGCGCGGAGACGUCGAAGCUUGACCUAGAUGAGCAGGGAGGGAAGAUAUUCCUGAGGGUGCUUCUGAACCUGGUGAUGCAUAACUACCCCACCCUGGUGUCUGGGUCCCUGCAGCUUCUGUUUCGACACUUUAGUCAGAGGCAGGAAGUCCUCAUGGCAUUCAAACAGGUUCAACUGUUAGUGACAGCGAGCGAUGUGGAGAAUUAUAAACAGAUUAAGGCUGAUUUGGACGAACUUCGGAACCUGGUGGAGAAGUCAGAGCUUUGGGUUUACAAGAUCAAGCAGGAAGACAGCAAGAAGAAACACAAGAGUGAAGGGGAGGAUAAGGAGAACAAAGAUGAGAAAGGAGAGGGCAAGAAAAAAUCCAAGCACCAACUGUCUAUGAUGAGCAUUUCUGGAGAUAGGGGUUCAGCCAUUGAUCUAGAUUUGGGACCUCCUAUAGACCCCACUACAGCAGAAAACUACAAGAAAAUCAAACAGAUCUUGUUGAGGCUGACGAAGCUGUGUAUUCAGGAGACGGCUGAGCCUGGUGUUAAGAAACCUAGGAAGCACGAACAGAGACUUCUCAGGAACAUGAGUGCACCCAAUGUUGUAUUGGAGUUAUUGCAGAUCUCGUAUGAAACAAAUGAAGAUGUGAGGAUGCAUGAGGUGAUGAAAUACGCCCAUGAAUUCCUGCAGAGUUUCUGUCUGGCCAACCCUCCCAACCAGGCCCUUCUACACCAGUAUCUGGAGCUGUUCCUCACCCCAGGGUUGUUGGAAGCUGAGACGAUGACUGCCAUUUUCCACGACAACAAGAACCUCUGUAAUGAGGUGACUGAGCGUGUCAUUCAGCACUUUGUCCAUUGUAUUGAAACUCACGGAAGACGUGUCCCCUACCUAAAGUUCCUACAGACUGUUGUGAAGGCAGAGGGGGAGUACAUCAAAAAGACACAGGACAUGGUGAUGGCAGAGUUGGUGAAUGUCGGAGAGGAAGUGUUGCUGUUCUACAAUGAUAAGACAUCCUUUGAGACAUUUGUGAAGUUGAUGCGAUCUGAGCACGACUUGUACGACCCUGCCAGCCCCCUAAUUUACCACAUUAACCUGGUGCAGUUGCUGGCCCUGUGUACUGAGGGAAAGAACGUAUACACUGAGAUCAAAUGUCACUCACUGCUGCCUCUGGAUGAUAUUGUUAGGGUUGUCACCCAUAAGGACUGCAUACCAGAGGUGAAGACAGCAUACAUUAACUUCCUGAACCACUGCUACAUCGACACCGAGGUGGAAGUGAAGGAAAUCUAUACCAGUACACACAUGUGGACCCUGUUUCAAGACUUUCUGGAUGACAUGGGAAGGGUAUCCACAGCUACGACAGACAGAAAACAUGCAGAUUUAGCCCUAGAAAACUACGUGACAGUGACCAUUAUGAAUGUCAUCGACACAUUCUUCAGCUCCCCCUUCUCGGAUCAGACAACAACAUUACAAUCGAGACAGCCAGUGUUUGUGAAGCUUUUACAAGGAGCAUUCCGUGUCUCCGAUUGUCCAUGGCUGACAGGAACACAGAAGUAUCAUGUGGAAACCUGCAUCAAGUGUCUGGCUGACAUAGCCAAACACCGUGGCAUUGCCAUCCCAGUGGACCUGGACAGUCAGGUGAACCAGAUGUUUGAGAAAUCGAACAAUGUGAUGAAUAAGGCCAAAGUCUGGAUCAAUUCCAAACUCCACAAGCGCGAGUCCAUCGCUUCAGUGUCCCGUGACUACCGCAACAUCAUCGAAGGCUUACAGGACAUUGUUGUGCUGUUGGAGAAGCAGUUACGUCCCCUUGUCCAGGCAGAGUUGUCUGUUCUUGUUGAUGUGUUACACUGUCCGGAGGCACUGUUUCCUGCUGGCACUAAGUGUGAGAUAGGAGGAUUCAUAUCAAGACUAAUUCGGCACACAAAAUGUCUCCUAGAGGAGAAAGAGGAAAACUUGUGUAUCAAGGUUUUGCAGACUCUCCGUGAAAUGAUGACUGUGGACAAUGAGUAUGGAGAAAAGCUGGAUAACAAGACUAAAAAGGAGCUAGACGACCAUCGCAGGGGUGAGGCCUUAAGACAGAGCCUCCUUGCCCAAUACUAUGAGAAAGUUCCUCUCCGAGGUAGAGACGGGGGCGGGGGCAGAGGAGGGGGUGAGGCAGGGUCCAGGAAUGUGGCCUUAGGAAGAGAAAGGAAAUCCCUCAUAGAAGUUCAGUGUGGUUUGGAGAAAGAAGGGGCCGUAGAUCUGAUUGUAGAUCUGAUUAUAAGGGAAACAAACAACACUAACAACAAAGUAUUCCAAGAAACCGUCAAACUGGGGAUAGCCCUGCUAGAGGGGGGCAACACAGAUAUACAGAAAUCCAUCUUCAGAAGGCUAACCAAAGACAAGAAUUCUGAGACAUUCCUCAAGGUGUUUUAUAACAGAAUGGUGAAAGCAAGGGAGGAAAUUAAAGGGAUAACGGUGAACACUCUGGAGGGAGAUAGAAAGUCUGAGGAGCAGAAGGAGAACAAGGAGGUCACGGCACAGAGGCGGAAUAGAGUGGGUUUACGCCAGAUUGAAGGGGAGGAUGAGGCUGUUGGUCUGCUUAGAAUUCGCCGGGCAGCACGGCAGGGUGAAGAUCAGGAAGACGGACGAGGUCCCCCUCCAGGAAGUGAUGAGGCAGCCCUGGAGAAAGCCAACAAAGAGAAAGAGGAUAAGAAACUGUCUCCUAAUGUGGCCCUGAUGAAGUACAUCCUGCGCUUCUUACAGCUGUUGUGUGAGAACCAUUAUUCUGACUUACAGAACUUUUUGAGACACCAACCAAGCCACGCGAAACCGUACAACUUGAUCUGUGAGACUCUCCAGUUCCUGGACUGUAUCUGUGGUAGUACUACAGGGGGCUUAGGUCUGCUGGGGCUCUAUAUCAACGAACACAAUGUGGAUCUCAUCAUACAAGCCCUAACCAGCCUUACUGAAUAUUGUCAGGGACCUUGUCAUGAUAACCAGAAUGCAAUAGCUAUGCAUGAGAGCAAUGGAAUUGACAUCAUCAUAGCCCUUUUGCUGAAUGAAAUCAACCCUCUUGGAAAGAACAAGUUAGCCCUGGUGCUAGAGCUCAAGAACAAUGCUUCCAAGUGUCUCCUAGCCAUUAUGGAAAGCCGCCAUGAUAGUGAGAACGCAGAGAGAAUUCUCUAUAACAUGAAUGCUAAACAACUGGUGGAAUCAUUAAGUUGGGUCUUUAAGCUGGCAACUUUGGACGGAUCUAUAGUCUCCAAGGUGGACAUUGCCAAGAAUGCAUUUCAUCAGGAGGCGUCAAUUGAUGACGACGAGGAGGAGGAGGGGAAGGAUGCAUCCCCUAAAGAUGUGGGGCAUAAUAUCUACAUCCUGGCCACACAGUUAUCCUUACACAAUGAAAAGUUAGCCCAGCUGUUAAAGCCUAGUGGAGAUUUGUGGGGAGACCAGGCUCUCGAGUUUUAUGAAAAGCACACAGCACAGAUAGAGAUUGUAAGACAGGACAGAAGCAUGGAGCGCAUUGUCUUUCCUAUCCCAGAAAUCUGCGAGUAUCUCACCGAGGAGACCAAAACUCGGACAUACUACACAGCUGAGCGAGACGAGCAGGGCAGUAAGGUCUCGGAUUUCUUUGACAAGGUGGAGGACAUGUUUGCAGAGAUGAGAUGGCAGAAAAAGUUGAGAGCCAACCCCUACCUGUCCUGGUUUAGCAGUCACAUGUCCUUAUGGAGCAGCAUUACUUUCCAGUUUGCCGUGUUGUUGAACUUUCUAGUGGCAUUUUUCUAUCCAUUUACAGAAGUCAAAAAGGAGCUGGACCCCAAACUAUCCGGUUUGAUUUGGACAGCCAUGUUUGGUUCUCUGGCCCUUGUUACUAUGGUUGGGGUUAAUCCAGCCGCCAUCAGGACAUUUUUUAUUUCUACGAUUUUCCGGUUUAUUUUCUCGGUGGGACUUGACACUACGCUGUGGUUAUUGGGUGCAUGUAAUGUGAUAAAUAAAGGUAUAUUUUUGAUAAGUAUGAUGGGGAACCAGGGCACAUUCACGAAGCUGCCCAAACAGGUGCUGACCGACUUAAGGUUUAUGUACCACAUCAUAUACCUGGUGGUCUGUGUGCUGGGAUUGUGUGUACACGAGUUCUUCUACAGCAUACUGUUAUUGGAUGUGAUCAACAGAGAAGAAACGCUGUGGAACGUGAUUAAGUCGGUGACAAAGAACGGGCGGUCCAUCAUCCUGACAGCUGUGCUGGCUGUCAUCAUUAUUUAUUUGUUCUCCAUCAUUGGAUACAUUUGUUUCCAGGACGACUUUCUGAUUGAGGUGGAGCCGAUACCACAGCUGAUUGGAGAAGUGGUCAAUGAUACAGCUAAUGGAACUUGUGAUGCUCCUAAUGAAGCUUGUACUAAUAUGGCAGCAAACCUUAAAAGUCAGGAGGUAGCAGCUGAUGAUGUAGCAGAGGAUGGGAAACAACGAGUGUGCGAUUCCCUCAUCAUGUGCAUCUUAACUUCCCUGAAUCACGGUUUGAGAAACGGCGGGGGCAUUGGUGACCUUCUCAGAAAACCCGACAUCAAGGAGAACUUAUUUGUGGCCAGGGUUGUCUACGAUCUUCUGUUCUUCUUCAUUGUUAUUAUCAUUGUUCUUAACCUAAUUUUUGGUGUCAUCAUUGACACAUUUGCUGAUCUCAGGAGCGAAAAGCAGCAAAAAGACGAAAUACUGAAAAACACAUGCUUCAUUUGUGGACUGAAUAGAAGCAACUUCGAUAAUAAGUCGGUUUCUUUUGAUGAGCAUAAGUCAAAGGAGCACAAUAUGUGGCAUUAUCUGAACUUCAUUGUCCUUGUCAAGGUCAAAGACCACACGGAAUUUACUGGACCAGAGAGCUAUGUCUAUCAGAUGGUCAAGGAGAAAAAUUUAGACUGGUUUCCGAGAAUGAGGGCUGUGUCCUUGACAGCUGAUGAUAGUGAAUCUGAACAGAGUGAUUACAGGAACCUCCAGGCUCAGCUGGAUUCCACCAACAGGCUGGUCAAGAACCUGUCUAAACAGCUCACAGACUUAAAGGAACAAAUGACGGAACAAAUAAAACAGAAGAAGAGAACAAAGUUUUUGACAUCUACCACCAUGAACAUGUAGAUGUCACAGCAGGGUCCUUUGUAUGCCAGUUAAACUACAUAUUUGCCAGUUUUACUCGUGAUGUGUGUAUCUGAAGGUCACAUUUUGGUUGAUUCUUAUACAUACAUGUGUGUUACUUUGAAUUGGUGGACAUUACUGUUAUUUUGAAAUGUCGUUCAGUCAAAAUAUAUUUAUAGAAACUUUGAUACAGUGAGGAAUUAGUAAAACAAAAUUACAUGGAUUGUUGCUUUUUUUUUAACUGAUAUGUUUCAUUCAUGCUGUACAUCUCAAAAGGUCAAGAUGUUUCUAAUUAUUCCAUACACAGUUUGAGUUUUCCUUGUAGAAAUUUAGUACAAUGAUCACUGUAGUUGAAUGGUGCUUUAUAUGCAAUAUACAUCGAACUUAGGAAGAUGUAAAUUACCUCAUAGAAUUUCAUUUGGUAGUUGUAUAUUUUAGUAAACAAGACAUUUUUUUAUAAAUGGUUUAUCUGAGUUCAAUCACUUAUAUCUAAAUUUGAUUACACAUAUAAGCAAAAGAUAAGAUUUAAUUCUAAAACAAUAUAUUUUUAAAUGCUUAUUUUACUAGUAUAUAAGAUGUAGAUGUAAUGAUAUGUCAGAGUACUAAACUGCAAUGGUGCUGAGGCAUUAGAGUUUUCAAAAAGUGAGGUCCCAGGUUGACAACUGUGUCUAAUGGACAAGUUGUCACAGUCAUGUGAUAAGUGAAUUUAUAUUUAAGUGUUUACUAAGAUGUUACUGUUACAUGGACUACAAUUAUACUGUUAUAAGUGUAUGCACAUGUAAAUAUCAAAUCUUUAAUUUAAAUCCUAUUUAUUUAUUACAUUGCCAUUGAUUAUACUUUUCAAUGCAAAAACUUUUUUUUCCAGCUGAUUAUGAAGAUUAUUAUACAUGAUGAAUUAAACACCCCCCCCCCCCCCCCCCUCUCACUUUGGGGGUUGGGGAUUAUAUAUGUUACAUGACCCUGUUAUCUUAGUUUUUCUUUAAAUCAAUUACGGUAAUUUUAUCUAGUUAUUGCAAAAACUUUCAAAUUCAACCCCUAUGAUUUAUUGAUAAUGUUAUUAUUUGUGUUGUUCCCAUUUUCCUGUGAGUGUUCCAUAAAGAUCUGGAUGAUAAUGAUGAAAUAUAGCGUUGUAAUGAUUGUUAUAUUUACAAGACACCAUUAAAAUAUAUUUUCCACA